Messenger RNA from Stegastes partitus (bicolor damselfish), 2935 nucleotides. Its product is annotated as [Arg8]-vasotocin receptor-like. The record is from RefSeq and is a predicted model, not a curated record. The transcript is spliced from 2 exons. Lineage: Eukaryota; Metazoa; Chordata; Actinopteri; Pomacentridae. Gene Ontology annotation, cellular component: plasma membrane. Gene Ontology annotation, biological process: cellular response to hormone stimulus; regulation of systemic arterial blood pressure by vasopressin; G protein-coupled receptor signaling pathway. Bases 1 to 1278 code for a protein of 425 amino acids. Gene Ontology annotation, molecular function: peptide binding; vasopressin receptor activity.
AUGGGCUCCUCCUCGGAGACCUUCUGCAACAUCAGCGGCCACAUCUGCACCGAGCGGCUCCACGUCCCGCAGCCCGGAGCCUCCGCCGGGAACCUGAGCGGGAACCUGAGCGGGAACCUGAGCGGGAGCAGCAACGACACUGACCCGUUCGGGCGCAACGAGGAGGUGGCGAAGCUGGAGAUCACCGUCCUGAGCCUGGCCUUCCUGGCGGCGGUGGUGGGCAACCUGAGCGUGCUGCUGGCCAUGUACCGGACCCGCAGGAAGCCGUCCCGCAUGCACCUGUUCAUGAAGCACCUGAGCCUGGCCGACCUGGUGGUCGCCUUCUUCCAGGUGCUGCCGCAGCUCUGCUGGGAGAUCACCUUCCGCUUCUACGGCCCGGACUUCCUGUGCCGCAUCGUCAAGCACCUGCAGGUUCUGGGCAUGUUCGCGUCCACCUACAUGAUGGUGAUGAUGACCGUGGACCGCUACAUCGCCAUCUGCCACCCGCUGCAGACGCUGCAGCAGCCCACGCAGCGCGCCUACCUGAUGAUCGGCUCCACCUGGGCGGCCAGCCUGCUGCUCAGCACGCCGCAGUACUUCAUCUUCUCCCUGAGCGAGGUGCACCCCGGCUCGGCCGUGUACGACUGCUGGGCGCACUUCCUGGAGCCGUGGGGCGUGCGCGCCUACAUCACCUGGACCACGGCCGGGAUCUUCCUCGUGCCCGUGGCCGUGCUCGUGUUCUGCUACGGGCUGAUCUGCAGGACGAUCUGGAGGAACCUCAAGUACAAGACCCGCAGGAAGAGCUCGGCUUCGGCUUCGGCUUCGGCGGCGGCGGAGAGCAGCAAGGCGGGCAUCCUGGGCCGGAACUCUGUGAGCAGCGUCAGCACCAUCUCCAGAGCCAAGUUACGCACCGUCAAGAUGACCUUCGUGAUCGUGGUGGCCUACGUGGUGUGCUGGGCGCCGUUCUUCACCGUGCAGAUGUGGUCGGUGUGGGACGAGACCUUCUCCUGGCACGACUCUGAGAACACCACGGUGGCGCUGUCCGCCCUGCUGGCCAGCCUCAACAGCUGCUGCAAUCCCUGGAUCUACAUGAUCUUCAGCGGCCACCUGCUGUCGGACUUCGCCGGCAGCCUCCCGUGCUGCCGACGGCUGAGGCACAAGUUCCACUACCAGGACUCGGACAGCAGCAUCCGGCGGACCACGCUGCUGUCCAGGCUGCAGGGUCCGAGGCUUUCGGAGCCCUUCAGGGACCAAAACCCGACGCCCAAAAGCUGCCUGCAGGCCACACCUGCAUCCUGACAGCAACGUCCGAAAACUGGUCGAAGGAAGGUAUGAGCUCAUCCGAGGGUGCGGUCAAAACAACUCUGUGUUUUCUUUGGUCUGAGUGGAAAGCUUUACUCCGUGGCAGCUUUCGGUGUUGGUUUAUUCACUCGUCAGCCCUCCACAGUGGACCUUUUGGGGGUUAGACGGCGUCAAAACAAAUCCAGCACCUUUAGCUAGUAAGAAAACAUGAAGAACAAUGUCUCGUUCCUUCGUCAGUCCACAGGUUCUGGAAAGGGUUUGGGUCAUUACCUUGUUGGAACACCAGAGCAUGAUGCUGCCGCCGCCAUGCUUGAGGGUAGGUUUGGUGUUCUAAGGGUUAAAGACCUCAACGUCUCCCCUCCAAACACAUUUCUGGUCAUUGUGGCCAAACAGCUGACAACAUCUAAAAGAAAGGUUGAAGGAAGGUAUGAUCUCACCCGAGGGCGCGGUCACACCUUCGUCUUGUUUUAUUUGGUCCGAUCCAGAGUGGAAAGGUUUCCUCUGUGGCAACUUCUGGUGUUUGUUUCACACAGAAAACAAGAUUUAUUGACUGUUCAGACCUUCACAGUCAACAUUUUGGGGGUUAGACGGCGUCAGAACAAAUCCAGCACCUUUAGCUACAAACAAAAUAUUAAGAGCAGCGUCUUGUUCCGUCAUCACAGUACACAGGGUCUUGAAAGGGUUUAAAUUUUUUGGGGAGACCAGACUGAAGCCUUAAUUCUAGCCUGAUGGAACCAUUUCUGAUGUGUGUUUGGAUCGUUGCCUUGUUGGAACACCAGAGCAUGAUGCUGCCACCACCAUGCUUGAGGGUAGGGCAGGUUUACUCCGUGGCAAUUUCACUCAAGAUUUAUUAACUCCUCAGACUGACAUUUGGAUGUUUUGAGGGUUACAACACAAAUCCAGUACCUUCAGUACCAAAUAUCUGAAUGUGACCAACUGGCUUUUAUAUGUUUAUGCGCUAUAUUCUGGUGCUAAGGGGUUGUUUUCUGAAGUCUGAAGCCUGAAUUUUCAGCUCACAUGGAUUACUUUUAUUGUACGCAGAACAAAAAUAUAAACACAGCAUGCAAAUGGUCUGUUCUGACCUAAAGAAAAAGUUAAAGACCUUAAUUUCUUUCUGACUUUGUGCGCCCACCAUCCACCCCGACCUCCUCCUGCCAAAUGUGGUGCUUUAUCCAUUCAUCAAAAACAGGAGUAGCUCACCACUUUACAGCGAGAAUAAACUACAGUAGGUAUGAAUAAUAUGAAUGUAUUUCGCUUUAAAUGCAUAAUUCUGCAUAUUUGCUUGGACGUCUGGUAUGAGUUUCAAUGUCUGAAGCAAGUUUACGAACUUAAGGAUGAGUCUGCUGUUCUUUAAUAUUUUUGUCAAAGCUGUUGUGCUUUUUUCAACCUCUGUGUUUUUAUCCUGGGACGCCACAGUUAAAAAAAUAUCUGGAUUUAUCCUGAACUGGUGCUUUAUGCAGCCCUUUAGUCAAAUGAGUCGUUUUUGAUCCUGUCCCUUUAAGGCCCCCCUCCCCUUCCCAGGAGCCCACUUUCGUCUGAUUGGUUAAAUCCCAGAAGUCUGCAGCCAAUCCUUGUUAGCAGCUUGGAGCAGAUGACCAUUGCACACUAAACAAAAACAUAAAGGCAGCUUGCAAAUGGUCUUUUGUAACUUAAA